Molecule: messenger RNA, 3580 nt
Organism: Porites lobata
Lineage: Eukaryota; Metazoa; Cnidaria; Anthozoa; Scleractinia; Poritidae
Source: the annotation of a GenBank genome assembly
UUGUGUGGUGUCGCUUGGGUUCAUAUUUCUGCUAUGGAUGAUUCUUUGAUUGGACAAGACCAAGACGUAGAUAUCGGCUCUAGUCUCCGAGAAUCUGAUGAAAAACACUCUGUCCUGUAUCGCGAGCGAAGAGCCGUAAAAAAGAAUGCAACCCCCAAGCAAGACUUUGAAAAACGACUGAAGAUCAUGGAAGAGAGGCGAGUCACAGGACACGUACCUUUGUUGUUCCGAAAGCUAUCAAGCAGAAAAAUCAGUAGCAUCAAAUUUACUUUCUGAUCUUUUGAUUGAAUAACUGAUUAGCACUUUAACCUGAACAAAAAUUUUAACCAAAAUCACAUGUUUUACCGCGCUUUAUAUUGUUUCUUCUUUUCGCGGUGGAGCGGUUUUUCGCGAACUGAAGAAAAACCGUGUGUUACAAGGAAGCGAAAAUCUUCGCGCCUUUCCCUUUUGGGCAUCCAUUUUUCUGUUAUAAUAUUUAUCAUGUAUAUCUGUACUAUUAACAUAAUGAGUAUUGCCCAACAAAGUACAUUAAACAUGCAGGACUCUAACCCGCUUUAAGGUACCCUGUUCCUUCCAGGCGUUAAGACAGUGGAGACAGCGUAAAGAGGAGUCAGAAAAACAGACUUCGCACCGCACUCCACAAUCUGAACGCCUAGAACAGGCUAGCUUUGAGGCGUUAUAUUUAGCGAGAACUUUUGUUCAAUGGUCUCUUAUCUUAUUGGGAACAACAAAGGAUAUUGAGUUUAUUGGGAGUGUUUUUGUAGGUUUUGGUUUUGAUUUUGUCUUUAAACGCUCAUUCAGCACAACGUUUCGUGUGUUUCUUGUUGUUGCGGAGAGUCACUCAUUUUUAAACACCCUCAUUGAAAAUCUUUUCUCCUCUUUUGCAGGCAUAAUGAGAGUACAAGGCGAUUGCAGGAAAUAGAGAAGAGGUUUAAUAUACGGGUUUUGUCAGUUCAUUAUGUGCAUUUCGUUUUUAUAACGUUCUAAAAAAAGCUUUAAUUUCAUACGUUUAUCCUUUAUCCUUUGGAGAGACUACAUUUCUUAUGAAGAUUGAUCAUGAAAACAGUCUCGCUGAUAUAGCAAGCAUUUCAGUGGCAUUAAGGGCUGAUUCAGUGAAGGUUCUUUCGGGCAUUAGGAAUUGCGCGCUGGAAAGCAAUUGUUUAGUUGUUACCCAAGAACGAAAUCAUUGAGGGCAGUGAGUUCCGUAUGUACAAAGGCCCAAUUUUCAGCAACCGUUAUUGAAUUAGGUAUAUACAUUUAUCUAUUGUAUCCCUCUGCUGGCUUAACAUAAACCUAAUGCCUCAGCUAAAAUUUGACUUUUGUUAUUUCUUUGAUCUUACCCAGACUUGAUGCCCUUCUGCGCAUACCGCCUCCUCGAUCUGGAGACUUAUACGCUUCUCUUAUGGGUUACCUUUUAGGUUGGUGUAUUGUGUGAUUAACUGUAUUGUAAUGAGCAAUCACUGCAGACACUGGAAAUUGCUAAAACAAUCCAGCAAUCUAAUAAACGGGCAGCGAAUGCCUAAAGAGCUGUGCCAGGAAAGAAAUUCAGCCCAAAGGACCUGGCCCAAAAAAUAAAGCGAACGUUAAACCCAUUUAACCCUUGGAAAGCAUAUUUUGUCACCACGGACAAAUGUUCCCACUUAUUUUAGCGAUGCUGGACUCGAUGGUGUAAAAAUUGCGAAAAACAUGUCUGCGAUUACCUCUUACCCAGAGGUCCCUCUCUCUCGAUGAAAAUUUGCGCGCAAAGGAAGGCGGGAAGGAGAAAACUGCCAAGACAUCGCUUCUCCUCUCUUCUUUCACCUUCCCAUGAUCACUCGCGCUUCGUCACCAGUCACUCGCGUUUCGCCCCCGUUUCUUUUCGAAAAACGAAGCGCCUAAGGAGGAGGCAGUGUCUGCGGCAUGAUUCCGGGAAACUGCCCAGCUACCCCAUCCCUGUAAUCCUUUUUUUUUUACUCUCUACUCUAGGACAGCGUGGUCAAAAUACAGGCAAGGAGAGAGUUGGACCACCUGGCCCUCCUGGAUCACCUGGACCAACUGGAUUGCCUGGACCAUCAGGCCCCAAAGGCACACAAUGAAAUAGUCUAUCUUAAAAAUAAAAUAAAAAUAACCUCAAUAACUAAAAAUAAAUUUUCCACCAAUCGCGAUACAGUAACACCCUUUCCAUACCCUCCUCUUAAGAAAAUGAAAACCAAGGCAAAAAUGUGUGCUAAGAGCACUUUGCUUUGCAUACGUUAAAGAUCAGAUCGCAAAGACAGCAAACCAAAAUCGCUCAGACAAAUGAUACCGUUUAAAAACCCUAAGCUUCAGCACCAUUUCUUUAUAGGGGAACAGGGGAAACCUGGCACCAACAAGCCAUGUCCAGGCCCUCCAGGUCCUAAGGGAGAUCAAGGACCUGUUGGAAAGACUGGAGCCAAAGGACCUCAAGGACCUAAAGGGCAAAGGGGACAGGACGGGGCUGGCAGUUCAGGGGUGAAGUAUGUGCGCUGGGGAAGGACCACAUGUCCUAGCGGGGCACAGAUAGUCUAUAAAGGUAAAGAGACAAAAAAACGCACUGAGUGCUAAGGACAAGACCGCGAAAAAAAAGUUGAAAGCUACUCCUAUAAACAAGUUCCUAUUCCCUGAUAAUUCAAGCAUCUGGUGAUAGAUCAGUUUUUGAUGCUGAUACCUAAGCUGCAGAUAAGCGCACUUUGACAAUAUUAUUGGAUGAGGUUUUUGUGAUAUCCGGAAUCAGUAAUCAAGGUCGAGGUACUACGGUUCUGAAAGGCAAUCUAGACAACAAAUUUCUAAGGCUAUAGGAAAUUACAAGCAAACAAAAUACGGAAUAAGCGACUAAUAGAAUAGGAAAUGUGGAUUGAAAAUGUCUUACAUACCUAAUUGGUGAACUUUAACGCCAUGGAAAGGGCGCGCAUGCAGUUGAACUGUAAUAUACAAACUAGCUACUAGCGUAAGUCGCUUAUAAUAAGGCAAAUUAGCAUAACAAGCUUACAAUGUGGCUUUAAUGAGUGUUUGUGAUUAUUCUCCGUUUGCUUCAUUCAGGUAGAAUGGGUGGACAGUUUUUCGUUCACAGUGGAGGCGGUUCAAACUACCUUUGCCUUCCACAUAAGCCAAAGUAUGACAGAUACAGAAAUGGCGUCCAGGGUGGGGGAUAUAUCUACGGCACUGAAUAUCAAGUAAGUGCGGUCGUUGGCACUGUUUUCAAAAGAAAUAUCAAUGACCAUGAUGCUCCCUGUGUUGUCUGCUUUGUCAAGUCACGUGGCUCAAUGCUACUGAUGCCCGCCAGGAAUGACUGUCCGUCUGGAUGGACCGAAGAGUAUCAUGGGUACCUGAUGACUGAACACGCCAGUCAUGCACACUCAACAGAUUUUAUCUGCCUUGACGGGGACCCAGAAUAUGUUCCUGGUAGCCAAGCAAACAGAGAUGGUGCUUUGCUGUACCCUGUGGAGGGUAGAUGCGGCUCGCUACCGUGUCGUCCUUAUGUUGAGGGUCGAGAGUUGACAUGCGCCGUGUGCACCAAGUGAAGCCCCUCGUGAAACAAAAGUAAUAAACAGUAAUUUCAUAAAUUCCCAGCUCUUAAUCACAC